Aspergillus tanneri is the source of this 1503-nucleotide messenger RNA. It is a transcript of the gene CYB2, whose product is annotated as L-lactate dehydrogenase (cytochrome). The coding region runs from base 1 to 1503 and encodes 500 amino acids. The record is from RefSeq and is a predicted model, not a curated record. Gene Ontology annotation, biological process: lactate metabolic process. The transcript is spliced from 3 exons. NCBI's taxonomy places the organism in Eukaryota, Fungi, Ascomycota, Eurotiomycetes, Eurotiales, Aspergillaceae. Gene Ontology annotation, molecular function: heme binding; L-lactate dehydrogenase (cytochrome) activity.
AUGAGUAAAGGAAAUCUUACCGGCGCUGAGGUCGCCCAGCACAACUCUCGUGAGUCUUGCUGGGUUGUUGUCCACGGAAAAGCCUACGACGUGACCGAAUUCUUACCAGAGCAUCCCGGCGGCCAAAAGAUCAUACUGAAGUACGCUGGCAAAGAUGCGACAGAGGAGUUUGACCCGAUUCACCCCCCAGAUACACUGGACAAGUACUUGGACUCCUCCAAACAUUUGGGUGAAGUCGACAUGGCAACCGUCAAACAAGAGGAGAAGGCCGUCGAUCCCGAAGAGAUAGAACGUCAAGAGCGAGUCAAGCGCAUGCCUCCGCUGGAAGCUUGCUACAAUCUCCUGGACUUUGAGACGGUCGCACGCAGCGUUAUGAAGAAGAAAGCCUGGGCGUACUAUUCCAGUGGUGCAGAUGAUGAGAUUACUAUGCGUGAAAACCACUCCGCUUUUCACAAGAUCUGGUUCCGUCCUCGCAUCCUCAUCGACGUCGAGAAUGUCGAUUUCUCCACUACAAUGCUCGGGUCGAACGUGUCGAUACCCAUCUACAUAACUGCGACUGCACUAGGGAAAUUAGGCGACCCGGAGGGCGAGGUGGUGCUAACUCGGGCCGCGCGCGAUCACAAUGUUGUUCAGAUGAUUCCGACCUUGGCGUCUUGCUCUUUCGACGAGAUCGUCGAUGCCAGGCGGGGCGACCAGGUGCAAUGGUUGCAACUCUACGUCAAUAAGGACCGCAAUAUCACCAAAGGCAUUGUCGAACACGCAGAAGCCCGUGGCUGCAAAGGUCUCUUCAUCACCGUGGACGCACCUCAGCUCGGUCGUCGGGAGAAGGACAUGCGGUCGAAGUUUUCCGAUGUCGGGUCUAACGUCCAAGCCACUGGAGGCGAAAAAAUUGACCGCUCCCAGGGAGCAGCACGUGCCAUCUCGUCAUUCAUUGACCCCUCGCUCUCCUGGAAAGACAUCCCAUGGUUCCAGUCCAUCACGAAUAUGCCCAUAAUCUUAAAAGGCGUCCAGCGCGUAGAGGACGUCCUCCGUGCUAUCGAAAUGGGCGUACAGGGUGUGGUCCUCUCCAACCACGGAGGUCGUCAACUGGACUUCUCGCGGUCUGCCAUUGAGAUCCUCGCGGAAGUCAUGCCGGUCCUCCGGGAACGCGGCUGGGAAAGCAAGAUUGAGAUUUUCGUGGACGGUGGUGUCCGUCGUGCCACUGAUAUUCUGAAGGCGCUGUGUCUGGGUGCAAAGGGCGUUGGUAUCGGACGACCUUUCCUGUACGCCAUGUCGGCGUAUGGUCAGCCCGGUGUCAACAGGGCACUUCAGCUUCUUAAGGAUGAAAUGGAGAUGAACAUGCGACUUAUUGGAGCCAGCACGAUUAAAGAUUUGAACACCAGUAUGCUCGAUGUGCGCGGCCUGGUGGGUGGUCAUAGUGCCCCCGUACCAUCGGAUACACUGAGCCUUCGUGUUUAUGAUCCUCUUCAGGCACCUCGGUUCAAUGAGAAGUCUAAGCUGUAA